AUCCAUGUUCAAUUGGGAUUAGCAACCAGAAGUGGAUUGAUUCUGGAGCAGGAUCUGGAUUGACGCUGGGACAGGGAGAAGCUGCUCAAAGGCAGGUUGGAUUUAUGGUUGGCCUUGAACUUCAUCUGGGUCAGCAGCGGAAUACAGAUUUCCAAGUGCUCCCUGAUCUCAAUGUUGCCACUUUGACCUCCUCAACGUUUGCCCCUCGGAAGUCAUGGAACCUAGAGUACCAUCCCCCAUCCGUCUGUGGAGCCCACGUCCUUUUGGUACUUAUACUUCUAAUUGCCACUCGAGUGGCAAGGGAGGUAAUAGUGACGAAAGUAUUGAAGGUGCGAAGCCACCAGAAGAAGAAGUCCCUUCUUCUGAUGUUCCCCAUUGUCAGAAAGGCGAUGACCGUGUACUGUUGGAUACUUGGUAUGUUAUCAAGCCAGGGAACACAAAGGAGAAGGUGGCGUUCUUUGUGGCUUAUCAGUGUGCAGAAGGUGGAGCGUCAUCGCGGCCAGGUGGCGCAAAGGUUAAAGGUCGCUGGAGCGCAGGGGGCAGCUCCAGGGCUAAGCGGCGACGCCACGCAAUCGAUCCGGAAGCUCCUCCGUCGGUAGCUGAAAUGGUGGCCUUGGCAGAAAGUCGCGCUGCCGAGGAACUGCCGCCAAGACCUCCCCUGGUUUUGGUGACAUCCUCAGAAGAUGGAGAAGAAAGCCGUUGUCGGAGUGUGGCAGAGGCAGUUGCGCAGUAUGAGGCCGAGCACGCAGAGCGGGAGGUCCGCAUUGCCUUUAGAGUGGCUGAACGACCUGGGGACCCCAUUACUUGUGACCUUUAUCAGUUGUUAAGCCCCGAACCGCACCGUGUCUGUGUCCUGUUAGAAAAGAUGGAGGCUUCUCAGGCCGAGCAGGAGGAAGAAGAGAAUGCCACCGGUUCUGCUUCUGGGUUUCAUGUGGACCUCGUGUUGACAGGUGCUGUAGACCGCUGUGUCUUCUAUGGAGGGGAAGCAGGGGAAACAGAACCUUUACCUGGCCAGCUCUUCUUCCCACGCCUCUCCCCUGCCCCACCUCCACCCCCGCCUCCACCACCACCCGCGCCGCCACUCUGCCGCCUCUACCGUCAUGUAUCCCAUGACUUUCUCGAAAUCCGGUUCCAGGUGCAACGGCUCCUCCAGCCACGGCUCUGUCUCUCGCUUUUGCCGGACCAUGUCCUCCUGGUUAUUUUCGGCUACUUAUCCACACAGACUCUAGCCGCCGUGAAGUGCGCAUGCCGGCGUUUUAAGGCAUUAAUUGAGGACUACGGGGUAAGACCGUGUGAUUCACGUUGGAGCAGGGACCCCCUGUAUCGCGAUGACCCCUGUAAACAAUGCAAGCGUCUUUACAAGAGGGGGGACGUCUCUAUGUGCAGGUGGCACCCAAAGCCCUACCACCACGACCUGCCUUACGGGCGAUCCUACUGGAUGUGUUGUCGCAAGCCGGACAGAGCAGCUCCGGGAUGCCAGUUGGGACUACAUGACAAUAACUGGGUGCUACCGGGAGAGGGCACUCGGGGGAGGGGAAGAGGACACCGGGAGGGGGACGAAAGCAGGUGAAACGAGGAGAACCGGGGAGGGAGGGGGCUGUGGCAUUUGGAAAUCUGAAUAAAAGGGAUUAUUUAUAAAUUCA
Messenger RNA from Spea bombifrons (plains spadefoot toad), 1643 nucleotides. It is a transcript of the gene FBXO46, whose product is annotated as F-box protein 46. Bases 215 to 1570 code for a protein of 451 amino acids. Lineage: Eukaryota; Metazoa; Chordata; Amphibia; Anura; Pelobatidae. The record is from RefSeq and is a predicted model, not a curated record. Gene Ontology annotation, molecular function: protein binding. The transcript has 2 exons.